This is a messenger RNA of Lipotes vexillifer (Yangtze River dolphin), 1752 nucleotides long. RefSeq names its product scavenger receptor cysteine rich family member with 4 domains (gene SSC4D). The record is from RefSeq and is a predicted model, not a curated record. The transcript is spliced from 10 exons. Lineage: Eukaryota; Metazoa; Chordata; Mammalia; Artiodactyla; Lipotidae. The coding region runs from base 1 to 1752 and encodes 583 amino acids. Gene Ontology annotation, cellular component: membrane.
AUGGGACCCUUGGAAAGGCCAUCCACUGGCUGGAUGCAUAAGGACACAGAGAUGCAAAUUGGUCCCCAGCCUGAUGAGAAGAGCAGGGGAUGGAGGCCGGGACACAGGAAUGCUGCCCCUUCCCCCCUCACCCCUGUCCUGUCCUUCCUCCUCCUCUUGCCACUGGCCAGCGCCCUACAGCCCACCUCACUGCCCUUUCCAGAGCUGAGGCUGGUGGGGGGCCCGAGCCGCUGCCGGGGACGCCUGGAGGUCCUGCACGGCGGCUCCUGGGGCAGCGUCUGCGACGACGACUGGGACGUGGUGGACGCCAAUGUGGUGUGUCGUCAGCUGGGCUGCGGCCUGGCUCUGCCCGUGCCGCGGCCCCUCGCCUUCGGCCAGGGCCGCGGCCCCAUCCUGCUGGACAACGUGGAGUGCCGUGGGCAGGAAGCUGCGCUGAGCGAGUGUGGCAGCCGAGGCUGGGGCGUCCACAACUGCUUUCACUACGAGGACGUGGCUGUCCUGUGUGACGAAUUCUUGCCCACGCAGCCCCCAACAAGGGAAGUGUUAACCAGUAGGGCACCCCCUACAACUCCCCAGAAUGGAAAAGGUGAGGGCAGCGUGCGCCUGGUAGGGGGCGCGGGCCCGUGUCAGGGCCGAGUGGAGAUCCUGCACGGUGGCCUGUGGGGCACUGUGUGUGACGAUGACUGGGGGCUGCCGGACGCCACCGUGGUCUGCCGCCAGCUAGGCUGCGGGGCGGCUCUGGCAGCCACCACCAACGCCUUCUUCGGCUACGGCACGGGGCACAUCCUGCUGGACAACGUGCACUGUGAAGGAGGCGAGCCCCGUCUGGCAGCCUGCCUGAGCCUAGGCUGGGGGGUGCACAACUGCGGCCACCACGAGGACGCCGGCGCGCUCUGCGCAGUCCUGGGGCACCUGACUCUCACAGCACUGCCACCUUCGGGCACAAGAGCAGACUGGGCCUGGCACACAGAGCCAGAGGCUACAGGAGUUGGUGCCCUGCCUUCCAGGGAGCCGGCACUGUUCACCACAGCGGCCUGGGCGGCGGGGAAGAAAAGCGGGCGGCUGCGGCUGGUGGGCGGCCCGAGCCCGUGCCGCGGCCGCGUGGAGGUGCUAUACGCCGGGGUCUGGGGCACCGUGUGCGACGAUGACUGGGACUUCGCGGACGCGCGCGUGGCCUGCCGCGAGGCGGGCUGCGGGCCGGCGCUGGGUGCCACGGGCCUCGGCCACUUCGGCUACGGCCGCGGCCCCGUGCUGCUGGACAACGUGGGUUGCGCCGGCACGGAGGCCCGCCUGAGCGACUGCUUCCACCUGGGCUGGGGCCAGCACAACUGCGGCCACCACGAGGAUGCGGGCGCGCUCUGCUCAGGCCCAGAGGAGCUAGUCCAGCAGGAUGGUGCUGAGACCACCCAGGUGCCCACUCCUCGGCCCAGGGACGGGCACUUACGUCUGGCGAAUGGAGCCCACCGAUGCGAGGGCCGUGUAGAGCUCUUCCUAGGGCAGCAAUGGGGCACUGUGUGCGAUGAUGCUUGGGACAUGCGGGCAGCCGGCGUCCUGUGUCUCCAGCUGGGCUGUGGCCAGGCCCUGGCAGCCCCUGGUGAGGCCCACUUUGGCCCAGGCCGAGGCCCUAUCCUCCUGGACAAUGUCAAGUGCCGUGGGGACGAGAGUGCCCUGCUGCUCUGCUCUCACAUCCGCUGGGAUGCCCACAACUGUGACCACAGUGAGGAUGCCAGUGUCCUGUGCCAGCCAUCGUGA